AUGAAAAAGUUCCUGCUCAAGCUGUUUGGCAUAGACCAAGCCAAGAAGCAAGACCAUGACGCUCUCCCGGUCCUGGACCCAAGAGUGCGACCGCUCACCCCAACACCAUUGAACCAAGAAGAAUUCUGCCACUCUGCUAUCGAAGCCACAGCUCAGAGUGAUUUCUUCCAAAAGCUUCCAUCUGAGAUCCGAACAAAGAUUCUUACCAUGGCAUUCGGCGGCCGCACUGUUCACAUGGAUCUAUGGCAGGACCAUCCUGAUGUCGAGAUACACAAGAAAGACAACACCUCGGACGGUGCACACAUCCAUGGCCGCAAGCGAGUCUAUACGACUGGACGCCCGGGCUAUAACUACCUGCGGAGAAAUCUAAAAGAGCCUAAGCAGUGGAUCUGGCAGGGCUCCGUCUGCCACCGCAACGUGCCUGAACCUUGGAAGCGAUUCUGGAAGGAGCUGGAGCCGUCUGAAGACUUCUGUCGCUAUGGCGGUCUCGGAAUAACAGACGUGGGUGACAUCUGCGAAUUGUGGCAUAUGCAAGACGGCGAUGCAAGCUGCAACAUUGGCGCUAUGGGUUGGCUGCUCAGCUGCCGGCAAGCUUACAAGGAGGGCAUCGAGGUCCUCUACUCCACUAACACCAUCCAUUCAGCAAGCAAGCUCAUGCUGCUCAAUUUGCACAAACUUCUGCUCCCCCAACGUCUCUCCAGCAUCAAGUCCUUGGAGAUCAGCUGGACUUUCGACCCGUACCUGGGUGACAGUGAACCUACACAGGAGCCUUGCAGAGAUUUCAGGUCCUUUGAGAAGUUUCUCGAAGCCUUGCCGGUCUUCUUCCCGCGUGUCCAGCGUCUCCACAUUGCCAUCCAAGGAGAAGUCUUCCCUGGUGAGCGGAAGGCGAGCGGUGGCUGGGGAUUCAUGAAAGAUAUCUCCAAAGCCAUUGAAAUCUUCGAGAAGGAUAUACUCACCCCUUUUGAUGAGAUGGUCCACCGGCUCGGUCCCUGCGCUCGUGAGGUUACGUUGGCAUGCUCCGCCUAUCUGUACGCCCGGCUUCGAGGAGUCGCACUCGAGAACAAUGUAGCCAUUGUUCAGCAAAUCCACCUCGGCGCCGAGAAUGAGAGGCACUGGAGAGCCUUUCCCGGCGGUAAAGGGCCCAACAAUCAUCUUGGCGGGUACUGGGUGCAGCUUGGCCAGAGAGAUCUUAGCCCGGUCCAUCUCCACAUUGCCAGUUCCUUUGCCUUUGCUACCCCAAUUAUCCCUCAAGAGCAGAGGGCAUUUGCGUCCCCAUCUUCGCUGUGGUAUGCCGAUCUGCGUCGCUGA
This is a messenger RNA of Clonostachys rhizophaga, 1308 nucleotides long. Lineage: Eukaryota; Fungi; Ascomycota; Sordariomycetes; Hypocreales; Bionectriaceae. The record is from the annotation of a GenBank genome assembly.